This is a messenger RNA of Melanotaenia boesemani (Boeseman's rainbowfish), 2416 nucleotides long. RefSeq lists its product as uncharacterized. The transcript has 10 exons. Bases 591 to 1883 code for a protein of 430 amino acids. Lineage: Eukaryota; Metazoa; Chordata; Actinopteri; Atheriniformes; Melanotaeniidae. The record is from RefSeq and is a predicted model, not a curated record.
GCUCUCUGCGGUUUAAAGCUUUAACAGAAAUGGAUCAAAUGGUAGAACAAGUAAUACCAUGCCUGUAAGACCUUAGCACCAACUGUUUGAGGUCACCAAGUUUCCUUCGAUCAAUAAUUGAAUUAGCAGCUGAGCUGGUCAGCAGCAGCAACCUCCAGACAAGUUUCAGAUGACUGAACAGUCUAAAUCAAUAUUUGUUCACUCCUGUUCUCUUUAAGCAGCCAGACUCAGUGAAGAUAGAAUAAGAAUAGAAAUUUAAGUACAUGCUCAUUUCUUUCUUACAAUCAUUACAACACAAUUUUGAUUCAUUAAAGGGGGCUUUACUAAGUUAAAGGGGUUUAUCUCCAGCACCAUCUGAAUCCAAUGGUUAAACUAAUUAACUAAAGACUGAUCCUUAAAAGCAGCUUCUUUGAAUGAUAACUGAUGGACAGUAGCUGCAAAAUGGGCUGCGAUAAUCAGCUGAAAGACAGAAAAGGUUCAUUAGAGAAGAAAAAAGUUAUAUUAUAAAGCCUGCAAAUUUUUGGAAUAGGCUCCAGCUUCCCCGCAACCCUGAAUUAGAAUAAAAGGUCAGGACAGCAGGACAGGGAGAGAUGGGGGAUUGGGACUGGGCCAGCAAAUGGAUGGAGGAGGUAAGGGAGGACGGGGAGAGGAACCAACAGCAGCAGAGUUCAAAUCAAAAACCAGAUGAAGGACAUGUCCAGCACAUGUCCUGGUCCCAGAGCCUGAGGACAUUGAGACCCUGGUACAGUUUUGCUCCGGUGGUUGCAGUGUGGUCAGUCUGUCAGCUGGAGAUGCUGCUGCACCCUUCUCUGUCCACGGUGGAGGUGUGCUGCAGGCUGCUGUUAGUCUGUUUGCUAUGGAUUGUUCUGGGGGGUUGUAUUUAUGCCCUGCAGCGCUGCCUACGGCCAGGAAAAUCCCCGGAGGAGCUUCCACAGAGGAAACAGCAGGAACCUGCCACUGAAAGCCAGAAUAACCAGCAUUUAUGGAUGUCUCAAACUCAGAGCUCAGACCUCCUAGUGUCCCUGAUCCUUGCUCUGACUGACAGCUUGCUGCUUUGUGUACUUCAGGAGCCUAUUCCAGACCCAAGUGUGCCCCAUAUUGAAGGUCUCCUCUCCAGACUGGAGGCAGUGGCUCACACACUUCAGAAGGUUAAUGUUGGGUCAGUGGGGAUAUUUGAAGAAGUGGAUCGAGGCUCCAUACUUAAAGACAAACCCAAGCUCAUCUGCACCUAUCUGCAGCAGAGGCUAGAGGCCCUACGCACCCUCGUCCAAGUGCAGGGAGAUUUUGAGGCCAGUGUGAAUGACAUGCUUCAGGGCCUUGAUGGCCUUUGGGCCCAGCUGGAGGAGCUGCAUGCUGGGGUCACGCUAACCAAACAGGAGGGCCAAGGCCACAGAGACCUGGCCUCGGCCCAGACAGAUGCAGAGACUUUAUUUACAGUCUUGGGUCACUACAGAAGCAGACUUCAGUCUUGCCAGGCUCAUCUGAAGGACAGCAUGCGGCUGCUGCAGGAGUUAACCUGGAGUCACACUCACAUCAGCAGCAGGGUGGACAGCAGCAGUGAGUCGGUCUGGCCAGAGCUGCUGCUUCAGUCCAACAUUGAGCAGUUUGACAAGGUGCAGGAGGGCUUCAGCUCCCUGGAACAACAGACUGCUACCUUCCAGGCACACCUGGAGGGUCUUGGAAAAGGAAAUCAGGAUGGAUUUCUCACUCUUACUGACAGGACACAUUCAGGCUCAGCUUCUCCACAAACUUCCCAACAUGUUAGUGAUGUGUCACUGGAAGAACUGACCUCCGCAGACACUCCGCUGUCACUGUGCGAGAGGUCGGCGCUACAGCUCACCUCCACUUUUGGACGCCUGCGCGAAUCUGGAAGGAGGAAGUGAUUUUUAUCACAUGUACAUUUUUUUGACUUGAAGAGUUUUGUAAAUAUCAACUAUAAGGUAUUUCCAAAUGUUGUUUAUUUGCUGUUGCCUUACCUUGAAUAUUUAUUGUUUAUUUUAUUAUUUUGUUUGGGACUACACUCUGCUGUUAAAAUGCUUUAAAAUGUUUUUUUUUUUCUGAAUCCAUCCUUCACUUUGUAAGUUGAUGAGCAGAAAAGAGGAUUAUUCAAACACAAGGGGGCGUUGUUUACCAGUUUCUAUGAGAAUUGACAGAUUGUUUAUUUCAGAGCUUUGCAGUGAUUGAACACAGCCUGCAUUUUCCCGCUGCUUUCUGCUGUGUAAGAGGAAAGCUUUGGACAAGUUUAUCAAAGCCCAAAUCUGUGUUAACUUAACUGAUUAUUAGAUUUCUUUUUACUUGCAAGGAAACAUUGAUGGUUGGAUAUUUGAUUGUUGUUCUAUUGCUACAUUCUUAUGUGUGUGUGUUUUGUUUGAUUAAAUGCAGAUUAUAAUAUUAAAAAACAUUUUUGUUUCUUUAA